Symbiodinium sp. CCMP2456 is the source of this 2235-nucleotide messenger RNA. Lineage: Eukaryota; Dinophyceae; Suessiales; Symbiodiniaceae. The record is from the annotation of a GenBank genome assembly.
AUGUGGCGAAGGGCCAUGAAACGGUACAGGGGAGAGGACCAUCUAGGUAACUUCGAUUGCAUCAAUAUUUCUUGGGCGCUCCGAUCGCCUUCGCAAGAUGUCCUUUUUCACACUUCACUGAAGACUUACGCCCGGAGCUGCGCGGUGGUCUUUAUCCAGGAGCUGCCACUGGGAGCUGCCAACACCAAUGCGUCGAACCCAGAGCUUCCCGAGGAUGGUCAUGAGUUGAAUGCAGGCAACUAUCCACCGAUCUUGAAUUUUCCCUCCAUGAGAUCCGGGAGCUUGGAGACUCUAGGCUUCCUUCUCUGGGAAGGGGUCAUGGUAAAGGCGCUGCACGGGCGGAACGUGACUUCGCAGUUGAGCGGCCUUUUGUCGGGGCCAGUGGCCCUCUUCGAUGAAAGCCGGACCACUCUUGUCAUCUCCCCGAUGGACAACUUCAAACACUCGGUGCAUUUCUAUGAUGCAUCGCGGGGCAGUUGGGAUGUGGGCGUGUCCAGCGAGGUCACGGCUGUGCCCUCUGGAUUCACACAUCGCACGCUCCUGGUUGCAGAUGUUGGCAUCACAAGGGCCAUGGACAAGUUUGGCACGUUUCUUCGACAUGCCUACGGCACCUCGCGGCCUUUCUUGCAGUCUGACCCUGUUGUGAACUAUCUUUCCUACUGGACCGACAACGGUGCCUACUACUAUGGGGACCAGUGGAAGGAAGCCGGCGGCGGAGGAAAGACUUGCGGAGAAAGAUCCAUGCUGCAGGUGGCCCACGGGCUUGCCGAGAGCAAGUUGCUAGAGGCCGUCCAUAUAUGGCAGCUGGAUGACUGGUGGUAUCCUGGACAUGCGGCUGUGUAUGUGCACUGCGUCAAGGACUGGGUCCUGGGCAACAGUGGCUUUCGCCAUAGCCUCGGGGACCUCCACAAGGCACUUGGCAAACCCUGGCUGCUGUAUGUUCCUUUCUUCUGCAGGGAGAACGCUUAUACCGAUCGCUUCCGCUUCAUCAACGGAUCCCACGGCUCCACUGCCUUCGCCUUGCCGCAUCCCGAUGAUGCACCCAGCUUCUAUGGGAUGCUCUUCGACUACGGUAAAGCCGAGGGCAUGAGGAGCUUCGAACACGACUUCCUCAAUUUCAACUUUCUGGCCGUGCCACAUCUGCGGAAGACCUUUGGGGCGUCAAGGCUGUGGUUGCAGGCCAUGGACUCAGCUGCAGCGGAGCGAAGUUUGCCAGUCCAGCUGUGCAUGGCUCUGCCCAGCGACCUGCUUACAAGCCUGGAGUUCCGGAGCACCACGAACUAUCGGGCCAGUGAAGACUACGCUUCCAAGGGCAACUUCGACAUCGGUGGAAGCUCGCUGCUGGCCUUUGCUCUGGAUCUGCGGCCCUCGAAAGACAGCUUUUGGUCCCAGCGCCCCAGAAGCUCGCGAGAAACAGGUCUUCCCUGGGGUCCGCAGGACAACCCGGGGUCGAACUGUGAGCUGAACGCGCUCAUCGCGACGCUCUCCACCGGGCCGCUAGCAUUGGCGGACAAGGCCGGGGAAACAAACCACACGCUGCUGCUCCGAUGUAUGCGGCUCGACGGGCUCCUCUUGCAGCCAGAGAAGCCGGCGACGGCCAUCGACGCGGUCUUCACGCAGUCGCUGCAGGCCAGGGCAGUACCUGUUCCUGGAUUGAUCUGGAGCACCCUCAGCCGUCUGGAAGGUCAAUUCUGGCACUACGCCCUCUCCAUCGACCUCCACCAGCCUUGGCGAUUGCAGCCAGAGGAUUUCUAUCCUGAGAUAGACCUGGCCCGGAGAUGGGUGGCAAGGAGAUGGCACAGGGACCAUCAUGCGAAUGUGUGCGCGAACGGGUCGGACGCGGAAAGCUCCGGAUGUGUUUUCGGAGAGAUCCGGUCGGCAGACGACUUCCCUUCUAUCCUGAACGACCGUUCCCUCAUGGUUGAGAACGACACUCACCAUUUCGACUUGUGGCAGUUCGCCCCUGUCGAGGACAACGGCUGGGUCUUCCUGGGGGAGACAGGAAAAUAUGUGAGCGUCAGCAGCAAGCGCUUCAGUCGCGUGCGGCCCUUGCAACAUGGACUGCUCGUCACCUUGGCCGGAGUCAUCGGAGAGGAAGUUUGGCUGACCGCCCUGAUGCCCAAAAGAAAUGGUUGGACCGUGCUGGAGAAGCUUGUGAAGCUUGAGCAUACAGUGGCUGUUGUAGCUCUUUCUUCGGAGCCUUCCGAAUCCUUCGAAGAUGUCUUGCAAGUGUAA